Molecule: messenger RNA, 1660 nt
Organism: Colletes gigas
Lineage: Eukaryota; Metazoa; Arthropoda; Insecta; Hymenoptera; Colletidae
Product: small glutamine-rich tetratricopeptide repeat-containing protein alpha-like
Exons: 4
Coding region: 296-1198 (300 amino acids)
Biological process (GO): post-translational protein targeting to endoplasmic reticulum membrane
Cellular component (GO): membrane; TRC complex
Molecular function (GO): molecular adaptor activity; protein binding
Source: RefSeq, a predicted model, not a curated record
UUGAAUUGCGCCAGCGCAAUUCUGGCAGGACGACUGGACUUUAAUUCGUUCAUUUUGUGUAAAGUAGAUCGAAGGAGUGAACAGAUGGCAUAAUAAAAUAACCGCGAACAAUUACGAGUUAUUGAAUCCCUCGAUAGCAAACAGCACCCAGGACAGAUAUUUAACCAAAGUCAAACGAACCACUGAGAUCUGGCUUUUCACGAAGUGGAAACCAUCGAAAUACAUCGAAGUAACUCGUUGUUGCUGUGCUACGCUACACUGAGUUUUAAGACCUAACGGUUCCUUCGAGGCAGUGAUGGCUAUCAAGGGGCUGAUAGCUGCAAUUGUUCAGUUUUUAACUCACCAAUUAGAAGAGGGUGGUGACAUUACGGAGGACUCUAGGGAGAGUCUCGAAGUGGCAAUACAGUGUUUAGGGAGUGCUUAUAACCUACAAGCAUCCGAUACUCCGGCGAAUUUUAAUUUAUACCAAGUGUAUGCAUCCUUUCUGAAAACUGCAAGACCUCAAACAUCUUCGGAAACUACAGCCGAAGCUAUACCAGAAGCUACGCCCGAAGCAAAAGCUACGGCCGAAAGAUUAAAGAACGAAGGAAACGCUCUUAUGAAGGCUGGAAAGCACCACGAAGCGAUUGCCAACUACACAAAAGCGAUCGAAUUAGAUAGUCGCAAUGCGGUAUUUUAUUGCAAUCGGGCAGCAGCGUACAGCAAAAUUGGCAAUCACGAACAAGCGAUUAAGGAUUGCCAAACUACAUUAUCGAUCGAUCCCUCUUAUUGUAAAGCGUACGGUCGAUUGGGUUUAGCAUACUCCAGUUUGGACAGGCAUAAAGAAGCUAAAAAAAGCUACGAGAAAGCUUUGGAAAUGGAGCCUGAUAACGAAAGUUAUAAAAAUAAUUUGCAAGUGUCAAUAGAGAAAUUAGCGCAGCAGGACACGACGGGGUCAGGCGCAUUACCAGGUAUGGACCUCAGUGCAAUUUUGAACACUCCUGCUCUCGUGAACAUGGCAAGUCAAAUAUUGUUCAAUCCAGUUAUGCAAAGCAUAAUGAAUUCACUUGUGAACGAUGAUGCAGGGCGGGAAGUACUUCUAGAAACCGGCCAGCGAUUAACGGAACAGAUUCAAAAUGCUAACCCAGAAGUAGUUCAAUCCUUAAGACAGCAAAUGGGAGGAAAUCAAAAUGAUCCGGAACCACCGCAACAGAACUAAGAGGAACUGUGAUCGUGAAUUAUUAUAAAGAUCCUGCGAAAAUGGAAAACAACUAAAUUUAAUUGAACCAUAGAAUAGUCACAGGGCAAUGUUUGUCAUUUUUUAAUAUGCUAAGGAAAAAUUAUGUCUCAAAUUAACUUACAUUACCAUGGUGUUAAAGUAAUAUUCAUACAUAUAUAACAUAGAAACUUUCCUAUAACUUACUUACUGAAUAAACAUAACAACUUGUUUUUUUUUGAACCUGUGUUCGCAGUAUUUGGUACGCAAAAGCUAGAUAAAUAUCACAAUAUGAUGAAUAUUUUGUUAACAGGAUGAACGUCCGAACGCAUGUUAAUUGCUAUAAUUCUUAUGUUGUACAACAUAUCUCUUUGAGUCUAUUUUAAUUAUUACUGAUUUGUACAGUGUAAUAAUAUAUAUAUCCUUACUUAUUUUAGCAGUAAUUGUAUGUAUGGAUAAAACAUC